Molecule: messenger RNA, 2107 nt
Organism: Brassica rapa (field mustard)
Lineage: Eukaryota; Viridiplantae; Streptophyta; Magnoliopsida; Brassicales; Brassicaceae
Product: F-box/LRR-repeat protein At3g58930
Molecular function (GO): protein binding
Source: RefSeq, a predicted model, not a curated record
AUUCAUCACUCACUCUUUUUAACUUCUAUUCUUCAAAAGUCCCAAAAUCAAUUUGAUAUGGGUGCAGAGAAGAUGGAUCGUAUCGGAAGUCUACCCGAAGAGGUUCUUUCUCAUAUACUAUCUUUCCUGACGACAAAGGAAGCUGCUAUAACCUCGAUUCUCUCCAAAAGAUGGCGCAAUCUCUUUACACUCGUCCCUAACCUCGACAUUGACGACUCUGUGUUUCUUAAUCCGGAGGAAGGUAAGCGGGAAAGAGACGGUAUCCUCCAAAGCUUCAUGGAUUUCGUGGAUAGGGUUCUAGCUUUGCAGGGUGAUACUCCCAUCAAGAAAUUCUCCUUGAAAUGCAAAACUGGUAUCGACACGGAUCGUGUGAAUCGUUGGAUACGUAACGCCCUUCAGCGUGGCGUUACAAGCCUUGAACUCGUCCUCGAUUUUCCUAGACACGGUGAUGACAGUUAUAUGUAUUUACUGCCUGUUGAGAUGUUUGUUAGUACCAAACUGGUCGAGCUGAGUUUAAGAAGCGAUUUUGGUGUUGAUUGGUGGCGUGGAGGUACAAACACUUUCUUGCCAAUGCUUAAGACUCUCACCUUUGAAUCUAAGUGGAUUCUGCUGUGCGAUGAUCUCGAGGUGUUUCUCUCUGCUUUCCCUCUUCUUGAGGAGUUCUACAUGGCUGAUAUUGCGUGGCCGGAAACUGAUGAAUCCGUGUCAAGUCAAAGCCUCAGGAAGUUAACUAUCCAUGCCUGCGGUUUCGAAGACUUUCAAAAUCCGAUGAGCAUUUCUUUUGAUACUCCGAAUCUUGUUUACCUUGCGUAUUCUGAUUAUGUUGCUGCCGAUUAUCCUAAAGUUAACUUGCCCAAUCUAGCUGAGGCUUUACUCGACUUUAAAGUGACUGGACAUCAGAUUGAUUUAAUACGAGAACCGGAUGAUGAAGAUGAGGUUUCUCUACGUCUUGGAAAUGUGUGGAAGCUCAUAAGUGGCUUAAGAAAUGUUAAUAAACUUUUCAUUUCUGCUGAGACUCUUGAGGUGCUGUCUCUAUGCUGUGAGUCAAUGCCGGUGUUCAACAACCUCAAAUUUCUAGGUAUUAUUAGUGCUGCGGAUCUGGGAUGGCAAGCGAUGCCGGCUCUCUUAAGGAACUGUCCACAUUUAGAAACUCUAAUCCUUAAGGGUCUCUUACACCAUGUGACUGACAAGUGCGGGGAUGUUUGUGACUGCAUAACUCGGGAGGACAAAGGGCGUUCACUAUCAUCAUGUCCAGUGAAGAAGUUGGAGAUCAGAGGGUUUCAAGGAACAGUUAGAGAGAAAGAGAUGAUAAGGCAUUUCUUGGAGUCUUUCCCAUGUCUGGAUGAGAUGGAAGUAUAUGCCGACCAGAGUGAUAAUGAUCCUACAAACGUGGAAGUAAAUAGAAUUUAUAAAAUCGUUGCAUACAAGGUCCACGUGGAGGAGGGUUCGACGGAGACUGUGCUACAAUCGAAGACUAUGUCCCAAACCCAGAUGGAGGAGAUCUCCUCUCAGUUUACACCCCGCAAUAACAGAAAUAAGUAUGAUAUGGUUUACAUCUUGCAUGGAGCUCCUCCUCCUCCUCCUCCAACACCUCAGGAUAUGUCUGAGCACUACUACCUUAAAGAGCAGCUCGAUGCUGCUAAGUCCAAACUUGCGAAACUUAAUGAGUUUCUUAAGGAACUGCUACAGGUCCCUGAUGCUAUUGCUAUCUUUGAUAGAAUUGUUGAUCAGAACACGAUGAUAGCAUCAGCAUUGAAGGCUCGACAAUCUGCUGCAGAAUCAGAGGCGUCUAACGAUCAGGAGAAGAAGCGGGACUUCGGGGCUCUUUUUGAAAUCAUAGCCGACCUAUAUCCAGAUUUUGCAUCAGCGUGGAAGGAUAGGCGUGGGACCGACUUAGAACGAGGGGAAACGUCAAGGGAUCAGUUGGAGAUGACCGAGCUCGACCAAACUACCUCCACAGCUGUGGCAGCGCAGAUCUUUUCCCCCUAGAUGGACACUAGAUCAUCUUGUAAAACUUGUAAUUAUUUUGAACUACAAUUUAAUAUACUAUAUUAAUAUAUUAUGGUUCACUUAAGCUUAAGUAUAUAGUAUUUAUUAUUACGUUUAA